Drosophila willistoni is the source of this 628-nucleotide messenger RNA. Its product is annotated as U-scoloptoxin(19)-Sm1a. Bases 102 to 398 code for a protein of 98 amino acids. The record is from RefSeq and is a predicted model, not a curated record. Lineage: Eukaryota; Metazoa; Arthropoda; Insecta; Diptera; Drosophilidae. The transcript is spliced from 3 exons.
GAUAGACGAACCGUGCUAUAGAGUGGAAGAAACAAAAUUUGAUAUAUAAAAGAAAAAAGAAAAUACACACAAACAACAAAAAACUAAAUUAAAGAAAAAGAAUGUCUUUGAAAAAUUGCUUGGUUGGCCUUUGCCUUUGGCUGGCAGCCCUUCAGAUAGUUUGUGCCGAUAUUGAAACCAAUGAAGUGAAUGAAUAUGGUCGUCCCGAAUAUUACAUGCUACAGGGUGUCCGUGUCUAUCCCAACAAUCGUGAGUGCGUUUUGGUGGGAGGACUUUGUGUACGAACAAGCGAAUGCACAGAGCUCACAAGCAAAAAAGGUCUAUGUCCCGACUAUGCCCAUUUGGGUGUGGAAUGUUGCUAUGAACUUAAACCCCAACAACCUAUCCUCCUUCUCUAAGUCAUGAUUUCGACUCAUUCCCAAAAGACAGAAAGAAACCAAAUCGAAAAAUGUUUUAAUCUCAAUCCUCUAUUCAAUUGGUAUUACUUGCACAUUUUUGCUUACUACUAAUACUCACCUGUGUUUUGUACCCAACCUCUAUCCAAUCCAAUCCAUUAUAUGUCCUAUUUCAGUGCCAAUAAAACCAGCUCCGUGCACUGAACAUUUGGGUGUUUGUAUGAACAGAUGCC